Messenger RNA from Monoraphidium neglectum, 366 nucleotides. RefSeq lists its product as hypothetical. The transcript has a single exon. NCBI's taxonomy places the organism in Eukaryota, Viridiplantae, Chlorophyta, Chlorophyceae, Sphaeropleales, Selenastraceae. The record is from RefSeq and is a predicted model, not a curated record. The coding region runs from base 1 to 366 and encodes 121 amino acids.
AUGCCCCGCAAGGCGAUGGAGCACAUCUGCAAGCAGCUGAUGUUCCCGGUGAACUGCGAGGUGCCCGGGCAGGGACGGCGGCAGUUCUAUGUGUCCAUCGUGGCGGGGCAGCUGCUGCAGGGGCCGCUGUUCAUGUCGCUGCUCAAGGGGGAAUAUCUAUCGCCGCGUGAGAAGCAGCAGCACCAGCAGCAGCACCAGCAGCAGCAGCCGCAGCAGCAGGCGCAGGAGGAGGAGGAGCAGCAGCAGCAGCAGCAGCAGCAGCAGCAGCAGCAGCAGCAGCAGCAGCAGCAGCAGCAGCCACAGCAGCAGCAGCCACAGCAGCAGCAGCAGCAGCAACGGCCGCAAGAGCAGCAGCAGCACACAUGA